AUGAAUAAUUGCAAUAAAAAGGAUAAAGUGUCAGCUGUAGAUCGUAUGACUUCCAAAGACUUUCAACUCGAUUCAUAUGCUCAUUUGGAUAUCUUUGGCCAUCUAAUCAAGGAUACUGUGCGAACAAACAGUUUCAAGGAAGUAAUAUACCGCAACAAGCAUCUGUUUAAGGGCAAAACUGUUCUUGAUAUUGGAUGUGGUAUUGGUUUACUAUCUUUAUUCGCUGCUAAAGCUGGCGCUGCCAAAGUUAUUGCUGUCGAUUGUUCUAAAGCAGUAUUUUAUGCCCGGCAAAUUGUUGCGGAUAAUAAGUUUAAUGGAAUUAUUAAGGUUAUACAUGGAAGAAUCCAAGAUGUUGAUUUGCAAGUUAGUCUGAAUUCUAUAGAUAUUAUUAUAUCUGAUUGGAUGGGCUAUUGCCUAUUCUAUCAGUCUAUCUUAGAUGCAAUCAUAUUCGCUCGCGAUAAAUGGUUGAAACCGGGUGGUUUGAUAUUCCCCGACAAAGCCAAACUGCAUAUAUCUGCUAUCGAAGACCAGUUUCGAAAGAACGACAAAAUAAACUGGUGGCGGAAUGUGCACGGCUUUAACAUGAAAGCCAUUCGAAAAUUUGCACUCUGCGAACCAAGGUUUUGCUCCGUCGAAGCUGACCAAGUUGUGACAUCGUCGCAUCUUCUGAAAGAAAUCGAUCUCAACACUUUGACAGUGAAAGAUCUGACAUUUCUAACACCGUUUCUAAUAGAAUGUAAACGAAAUGGCCACAUAGAUGGCAUAAUGACAUACUUCAAUGUUAUUUUCUCGAAAUCUCAUACCAAAUUUGGCUUCAAUACAGCCCCUUGGUCCCCGCCGACUCACUGGAUGCAAUCCAUUUUUUACUUUGACGAACCCAUUAGCAUACAAAAUGGACAGACAUUCUUUGGAGCAUUUGCAUUGAAGCCAAUUGCUGGAAAUAUGGAUCACAUAGAUAUUUGCAUUGAAAUACUAACUGGAGAGCCAUUGCAAAUUGUUGGUGAUAUCAAAUGCACAUUGAAACGUCGUACCUUGAUAACAAAUACUGUUCCUACUCCUAAAAAAGUUGACAAAAAGAAGAAGACAUAA
Messenger RNA from Episyrphus balteatus (marmalade hoverfly), 1089 nucleotides. Its product is annotated as protein arginine N-methyltransferase 1-like. Gene Ontology annotation, biological process: peptidyl-arginine methylation. The coding region runs from base 1 to 1089 and encodes 362 amino acids. The record is from RefSeq and is a predicted model, not a curated record. NCBI's taxonomy places the organism in Eukaryota, Metazoa, Arthropoda, Insecta, Diptera, Syrphidae. The transcript has a single exon. Gene Ontology annotation, molecular function: protein-arginine N-methyltransferase activity. Gene Ontology annotation, cellular component: nucleus.